AUGAAAACUACGCUUACGUUGCAGCAAUUUAAGAAAUGCAUCAUCUCGUUUAUAGCGGGCAUCAUGUGCACUUCCUUGGCUUACGUGAUCUAUAUCGUCGAUCCUAUAAAAAUAAUAAUGGAAUAUAAUAUAGAAAUGAGACCAAACUCGUUCCUCUUCAGGAUAUGGCAGAAACCGCCUGUCGAUAUUUACAUAAAUGUAUAUAUAUUUAACAUCACUAACCCGGUGGAGUUUUUAAGUGGCAAGGAGAAGCUGAAAGUUCAAGAGAUCGGCCCGUAUGUCUAUCAAGAAAUCCUCGAGAAUAAUAAUGUUACAUUUAACGACAAUGGCACCAUGACCUUCAUACCUAAGCGGACGGUAGUCUUUAUUCCUGAAUUGUCAAUUAAUGACCCGAAGAAGGACUUCGUUAAGAUCCCGAAUGUACCCUUCUUGGGUGUUUCGUCCGCUUUGCAUAACGCCGGAUUCCUAGUGAACUAUCCCGUGAUACAACUGGCGAACAUGAUGAAUGCGAAACCUUUCCUCAACAUAUCAGUGUACGAUUAUCUGUGGGGUUACGAGGACUCACUGGUGGCACUGGUCAGCGGGAUUGUGCCGAAUUUCAUCAAUUUCCGGAAAUUCGGUCUUUUGGAUAGGAUGUACGACGAAGGGGAGAACAUGGUGACGUUGCAGUUGCGGAAGAACGACGACAUGAGGAACGAGAAAGGAAGAUAUCUCAGCAUCGACAAGUACAACGGCAGUCCUGGAUUGGCGCAAUGGGGAUACGUCGACACGCUGGACAACGAGACGCUAAAAGAAAAUACAGCCUGCAACACCCUUCAAGGCGCCACGGAGGGCAUCAUAUUUCCGUCGCAUUUGGACAAGAAUGCCACUUUCAGAGUCUUUAGGAAAAUGUUUUGCCGACCGUUACCGAUCACCUUCCAAAAAGAGGUCUGGACGAAGUACGGUCUGCCGGGGUAUUACUACGUUCUCGCGGACAACUUCGCCGAUCCGCCCGAGCAGAAUCCGGACAACGAGUGUUAUUGCCGCAAGAAAGCUUGUCUGAAGAGAGGACUAUCCGACUUAACGCCGUGUACCUACAAUAUCCCAAUGGCAGUAUCGCUUCCUCAUUUCCUUAACGCUGACCCGAGCUUGCUGGAGGAUAUAGAGGGUCUUAAUCCAGAUGAGGAGAAGCACAUGUCUUACGCAAUAGUGCAAUCGACAAUCGGUAUACCCUUAAACGUGCACUCGAGGAUACAGACGAACCUGAUAAUGCAUCAUACCCACUACAAUUCCAAAAUCUUUCCUUUUAACGACAUGGCGAUACCGUUGUUCUGGUUCGACAUGUUUGUUCCAUCAGUGUCGACCUAUUUUAUCUUCAUGUUGAGAUUGAUAAACCAAAUAUUACCAGCCGCACAAACAGUGCUGAUUUAUUUACUUGGUAUCAUCGGGAUGGUGACAACAGUAUGGUCGUUUGGUCGUUUCUUGAGGCUCCUCAAUCAGCAAUGGAGAAAAAAGCAGGAGGUGCUGAACGUCGACUUCGAUAUAAAAAUACCUUUGUAUAACGGCCAACAAGCUUCGAUCACUGUCUUACCGACAAUCAAGAAGACAAUCACGUCAACAGAAAUAUUUAGUUAGUUUAGGCGCCGUAGUGAAUAUUUUACGUACAGGCGCAAUAACGCGUAUUAACGAAAUACGAAAGAUCAUCGAGGUGCACUAAUUUCUCCUUAUUGUCUGCGCAUGCGACAGAUUCACAUUCUAAGACAAACGGUUAAUUCUUAGAGUAUAGAGAUCGAUCGAAGUCGAUAUUGCUGUACGCGUCGUAGACCCAACGCUAGUCGUCAUGAUGCCUCAUUUUCAUGCUUUAUAAUGUUAACAAAUGAAGAUGCUUAAAGAACUCACAGUGAGAAAAGUCGCAAUUAUAUAUUGUGUAAACUCCACACGAUCGCAGAAUGGGGUAUAAUCGUCGGAAUAUAUCAAGAAGCCAAUUUAGACAAUGUGUGUAUGUGUAUGAUUACAGGUUGCGCAAACACAUAAUAUACUUCAACUACAUUUUCUGAAUAUUUUCUAGUUUUAAGAGCGAUAUAUGUUUUAAACAACUUGGAAAAUGUAGACCUGCUCUCUCCAACAUUUUUACCCGGAGAUGUAAUCUUUCGGUUAACUUUUAAGUAUAUCAUUGGAUAGGAAUAUUAUCUGGCAAAGUUUUGUAUAAAAGGUAUAUUUAGGCUAGUUAAAGAUGACAAUCUAAAUGUAGAAAUGUUGUAAUUAUAAUUUAUGUAAUUUAAUCAUCUAACAUUCGUACGUAAAUUUUUGGUUUCACGAGAAUAAGAUAUGUAUUGUUUUUAUCAUUGAUGUUAAAAUUUAUACCAUGCAAGGAUGAAAAAUUAACAUAAUUUAUUAAUUAU
This is a messenger RNA of Harpegnathos saltator (Jerdon's jumping ant), 2381 nucleotides long. Its product is annotated as scavenger receptor class B member 1. The record is from RefSeq and is a predicted model, not a curated record. Lineage: Eukaryota; Metazoa; Arthropoda; Insecta; Hymenoptera; Formicidae. Gene Ontology annotation, cellular component: cytoplasm; membrane. The transcript has 10 exons. Gene Ontology annotation, molecular function: scavenger receptor activity. Bases 1 to 1614 code for a protein of 537 amino acids.